Messenger RNA from Alosa sapidissima (American shad), 1159 nucleotides. Its product is annotated as odorant receptor 131-2-like. The record is from RefSeq and is a predicted model, not a curated record. Gene Ontology annotation, molecular function: G protein-coupled receptor activity. Lineage: Eukaryota; Metazoa; Chordata; Actinopteri; Clupeiformes; Clupeidae. Gene Ontology annotation, cellular component: membrane. The transcript is spliced from 2 exons. Gene Ontology annotation, biological process: G protein-coupled receptor signaling pathway. The coding region runs from base 117 to 1133 and encodes 338 amino acids.
GUUCUACUUGCCUUGUGAAGAGCCGUGUAAUAAGUACGUAAAAUGUUAUUGCAGAAUUGGCUUUGUUGCUGUUGAAGCCGACUUGGCUUUGUUGCUGUUGAAAUUGCAGUGAAGCAAUGAAUGUCAAUAGCAGCCAAAGUGUGAAUGGCAGCACCCAGGGCGCGUUUCGAGGCAAUGACCCGGUCCGUCUGCAUGUAACCACAGCGGUGGCGCAGGUCAUCGUGUGGCCCUUCAUCCUCAUUGACCUCUUUAUGCUCCUGGUCUACUUAAGGAAACAGGUGCUGGGAACUGAGGCUCGCUAUGUACUGUUUGCCCAAACCUUGCUCGCCGACGCCAUUUUUCUUCUGCUAACUAACUGCGGGGUCAUCUCUUACUAUGUGGACUUCGUGGUGCCUAUGGCUUUCUGCGUCCCGCUGUGCAUCGUGAUGGACGCCUUGGCCCAGGUCUCGCCCAACAUCAUCCUGGCCAUGUGCCUGGAGCGCUACGUGGCCAUCUGCAUGCCUCUCAGGCACGUGGAUAUCUUCACCCCACAGAGGACCGUCCUCAUCAUCACCAUAAUCUGGCUCCUCUCCUUCAUGCGGCCCCUCGUAGACUUGAUCAUCCUGCUCUCCUAUAUAGCAGAAAGCUACUUUUAUAAGAUGACCUCUUGUUCCUAUGAGGUGCUUCUACAGCGGGACUGGCAUAUGAUGAUGAGGGGCAAUGUGUACAUCCUUAAACUGGUCUUCACUGUGCUCAUCUUGUGCUUCUCCUACGGGUCGAUCAUGAUGGUUGCCAGAAGGGCCUCGGGUGAUAACAGAAACGCCGCCUCAAAGGGGCAGCGCACUAUGCUACUGCACGUCUUACAACUCUUCUUUUGCACGCUAGAAGCCGUCAGCCCCUUCAUCGAAGCUCGCAUCCUCGAAAUGAGGGACAUUAAUUUGUUUCUCAUCAUCCGCUACUUUGACUUCUUGGCAUUCCACAUUUUUUCCCGAGCGAUAAGUCCGCUCAUCUAUGGUUUUAGGGAUGAAAAGUUCUAUACUGCUCUGAGGUACUAUGCCUGCUGUAAGUUUAAUGACAUCUCCACACACACUCACGUAACCCCCCAGUGGCAAGUUAAAUAUCUAAAUAAGGAAUUGCAAAUCGUAUCAAAGUGAUCAUCUAAUUUUUCAUCAUUCAUUUU